Messenger RNA from Closterium sp. Naga37s-1, 1320 nucleotides. The record is from the annotation of a GenBank genome assembly. Lineage: Eukaryota; Viridiplantae; Streptophyta; Zygnematophyceae; Desmidiales; Closteriaceae.
AUGACGGGUGACAUCACGUUGCCAUCGGUCCCGUUCUCACACCACCCCUCCCAUCCCCAUCCCCCCAACACGCCAGGCUUUGAGCUGAGUGAGCAGUUCAAAAAGCUCAGUGAGGGGUUCACUGACGUGGGGCAGAUGAUGGGUGACGGGCAAGCCAUUGUCGCUCCUAUUCUUACACCUCCCUGCACUCCCCCCAUCCCUCACUCCCACCAGGCUCUGAGCAAUCAGAAGCACUGGGAGUUAAGUGAAGAAUUCAGCGACGUGGGGCUGAUGACGGGUGACGUCACCAUCUCCCCUGUCCUUGCCCCCUUUGUCCUCCCCGCUCCUCCCCCUUCCCUUCCCCACUCACGUCAGGCUCCGAGCAACCAGAAGUAUCGGGAUCUAAGCGAAGAAUUCAGCGACGUGGGGCUGAUGACGGGUGACGUCACCAUCGCCCUCAACGCUGCCUGCGUCGUCAUGACCACCGAGAUCCUCCGAUCCAUGCUCUACCCACUGAGGCUCACGUUUUCAGACAUCUCAAAACUCAAAAUCUUCGCUUUCUUCUCCUCUUCCUGGCCCUCUUCCCUCUACUCCUUCUUUCCCCCUCUUCCGCCCCACCCCUUCCCGACUCCCUUAGGCCCUGAGCAACCAGAAACCUGCUCCAAGCUGGACUUCCAUCCAAUGAUUACGUGCUCUGAGCUGGACUUCCAUCCCAUGAUCGUCUUCAGCUUCCGCCGCUGCGAGUCUGAGGCGUACGCGAUGCAGCUGAGCAAGCUGGACUUCAACAGCGAGGAGGAGAGCAAGAUGGUCAAGGAGGUGAGGAGCGGUGCAAGGAGGAUCUCCCAGGAGUGCGGCAUAUGCUCCCGCUGCGACAGAGGGGUGUGGGAGUGCACCACUCGGGGAUACUGCCCAUCCUCUGCUCGCUCACCCACUCCCCGUGUUGCUCCCAACCCCUCUUGCUCCUCAUUCAGGUGUUCAACAACGCUAUCUCUGUGCUGCCCACUGAAGACCAGGAUCCCCCAGCAGUGCGGCAGAUGUUCCCACUGCUACAGAGGAGCGUGGGAGUGCACCACUCACUCGGGGCUGCUGCCCAUCCUCAAGGAACUCAUCGAGAUUCUCUUUCAAGAGGGGCUUUUGAAAGUGUUGUUUGCCACUGAAACGGUGAGUGAGACUAUGGGUUGCUGGUGUGUUGCUGCAGCUGGUAACGAGUGGGUUGGGGAAGAGAGGGGCGUGGGAGUGCACCACUCAGGGCUGCUGCCCAUCCUCAAGGAACUUAUUGAGAUCCUUUUUCAAGAGGGACUCCUCAAAGUGCUCUUCGCUACUGAAACCGUGAGUCACUGA